This is a messenger RNA of Acomys russatus (golden spiny mouse), 1384 nucleotides long. RefSeq names its product transcription factor Dp-1 (gene Tfdp1). NCBI's taxonomy places the organism in Eukaryota, Metazoa, Chordata, Mammalia, Rodentia, Muridae. Gene Ontology annotation, cellular component: nucleus; transcription regulator complex. The transcript has 12 exons. Gene Ontology annotation, biological process: regulation of transcription by RNA polymerase II; regulation of cell cycle. The record is from RefSeq and is a predicted model, not a curated record. Bases 134 to 1366 code for a protein of 410 amino acids. Gene Ontology annotation, molecular function: DNA-binding transcription factor activity, RNA polymerase II-specific; RNA polymerase II transcription regulatory region sequence-specific DNA binding.
GGGCCGGACCUCCGGGCCGGCGCCCCCGCGCCCCCGUCGUCCGCCCCGCGCGCCCCGCCAGCCAGCCAGAUAAGUUCAGUUUCUUCUGUGGAGGGUACGCAGUUAACAGUCUUGAUUUCCUGGAUCUGGUAACAUGGCAAAAGAUGCCAGUCUAAUUGAAGCCAACGGAGAACUAAAGGUCUUUAUAGACCAGAAUCUUAGUCCUGGGAAAGGUGUGGUGUCUCUUGUAGCUGUACAUCCGUCCACAGUGAACACACUUGGAAAGCAGCUUUUGCCAAAAACCUUUGGACAGUCCAAUGUCAACAUCACACAGCAAGUGGUGAUUGGCACGCCUCAGAGACCUGCAGCAUCAAACACUAUUGUGGUAGGAAGCCCACACACUCCCAACACUCACUUUGUGUCCCAGAACCAGCCAUCCGACUCCUCACCUUGGUCUGCUGGGAAGCGGAACAGGAAAGGGGAGAAAAAUGGCAAGGGGCUGCGGCAUUUCUCCAUGAAGGUGUGCGAAAAGGUGCAGAGGAAAGGCACCACCUCCUACAACGAGGUGGCGGAUGAGCUGGUGGCAGAGUUCAGUGCUGCUGACAACCACAUUCUACCAAAUGAAUCAGCUUAUGACCAGAAGAACAUCCGGCGGCGUGUCUACGAUGCCCUCAAUGUACUCAUGGCCAUGAACAUCAUCUCCAAGGAGAAGAAGGAGAUCAAGUGGAUCGGCCUGCCCACUAACUCAGCCCAGGAGUGCCAGAACUUAGAGGUAGAGAGGCAGCGGAGGCUGGAGAGGAUCAAGCAGAAGCAGUCACAGCUCCAGGAGCUCAUCCUGCAGCAAAUUGCCUUCAAGAACUUGGUGCAGAGAAACCGUCAAGCUGAGCAGCAAGCCCGCAGGCCACCUCCUCCCAACUCUGUCAUCCACUUGCCCUUCAUAAUUGUCAACACCAGCAGGAAGACCGUCAUUGACUGCAGCAUCUCCAAUGACAAGUUUGAAUAUCUGUUUAACUUUGACAACACGUUUGAAAUCCAUGAUGACAUUGAGGUGCUCAAGCGCAUGGGUAUGGCAUGCGGGCUGGAAUCGGGCAACUGCUCUGCUGAAGACCUCAAGGUGGCAAGAAGUCUGGUACCAAAAGCUCUAGAACCAUACGUGACAGAAAUGGCUCAGGGAUCCAUUGGCGGAGUAUUUGUCACGACAACAGGUUCUACAUCCAAUGGCACAAGGCUUUCUGCCAGUGAUCUGAGCAAUGGUGCAGAUGGGAUGCUGGCCACAAGCUCCAAUGGGUCUCAGUACAGUGGCUCCAGGGUAGAGACCCCAGUUUCGUACGUUGGGGAGGACGACGACGAUGACGACGACUUCAAUGAGAACGACGAGGAGGACUGACGUCCGUGCUGCAGACCC